AUGGCCUCGGCCAGGGCCUACUGCCUCCCGCAAGUCCCCGCCUUGAGCCCCGCGCUUUCCUUCCCCUCUUCCCCGGCGGCGGCGAGCCUAACCCGGGCGCGGGCGCGGGCCGAGGCGCAGCUGCGCUCUGCUAUAGCCUGCGAGCGGGCCAUGCGCUGGAGCGAGGUUGUUGACCAUUAUACAGCUCUCUUGAAAACUCUGAGCAAAGAGGAACUUCCUAAAGACUUUGAGCCUGGGCCUUACUAUUCACAACUGCUAUUUGAAACCUAUUAUCAUUUAGCUGUAGCUUUCCAAAGACAGAAUCACCAUAAGGAAGCAGUUCAAGAGCUUAAUAAAGCAAUAGAUGUCGCAUCUAUCCCUAAGAUUGCUUGUCAAGUUGGAUGUGUUUCCAGAACUUUCCUUCAUACACCACUGUUUGCAAGAAGAGCGUAUGCAUAUGUAAAAUGUGGUCUUUUGAAAGAAGCAAUAGAUGAUGCUAACAAGGCUGUUGAGUUAGACCCUUUGAACCCUGAUGUAUAUUGUGUUCGAGCUCUUGUUUGGAACACAGUGAAAGAAAAGAAGAGAGCGCUUUUUGAUUUAAACUGUAGCCAGAAGCUAAAGCCUUCUCAUAUUUCCACUUUGAUCAUAAAGGGAAUUAUUAAAAAUUCUCUUAUGGCAACAGAGGGUACAAAGUAUUUAGUGAAGAAUAAAGAUCAUGAAAAGGCUUAUAAACUGGACAAAACUAGUAAAAAUUUCUUUGAUGUAGAAGAUUUCCAUAGUCCUAAAAUGGAUGAUUUCUAUGAUAGAUACCUGUGGUCCCUCAAUGUUCCUCACACAAUAAUGCAAGUCAACUUGAUGGCUGGAAGUUCAUUCAUUUCACAUUUACCAUCUGAUUCAUUUCACAGAGAGAAGAGAAUGAGCUUACUUCCCGAGCAGAAUCCGGGGUCCUUUAUCUGUAGCACUCCAACGAGUUAUCUUGGCAACACUGCCUUUGCAAGGAGGGCAUCGUAUGGAAAGGCAUUGAAGGAUUCUGGUUUAAAAUUGAACGCCAGCAAGAUUUCAGAGAGUAUUCUGAGAAUUACACGGGUGGCUUCAGAAUGGUCAGAAAGGAGGACAUCCAGAAGCCCUGUGAAGAUAGAUUCAAAGACAAUAGUGGCAUCAACACCUGGCAUCCUUGCAUGUAAGAAGAUGCCAGAGCAAAAGAAAUCCAAAGCCAGCAAGAUCAAAUCCAAUAAAUAAGGUUUCUCUGGAUAAACACGGCCAAGAACGUGAGCUGCAUUCUAGUCCUUCUUGUGAAUCAAGAGAGAUUUAUUCAGUUCCAAUUACAGAAAAGUUU
Molecule: messenger RNA, 1315 nt
Organism: Chelonoidis abingdonii (Abingdon island giant tortoise)
Lineage: Eukaryota; Metazoa; Chordata; Testudines; Testudinidae
Biological process (GO): receptor-mediated virion attachment to host cell
Cellular component (GO): cell outer membrane
Molecular function (GO): protein binding
Source: RefSeq, a predicted model, not a curated record